Molecule: messenger RNA, 1465 nt
Organism: Lactuca virosa
Lineage: Eukaryota; Viridiplantae; Streptophyta; Magnoliopsida; Asterales; Asteraceae
Source: the annotation of a GenBank genome assembly
AUGCGAAGCAUAAGGACCCUUCUAGAUUACCUUAAAGGUUUUCUACUGUCGCUCCGACACUCUCCUCUGAUCUCCGGCAUUUCUUCAGUCGACGAUCCGACAAAAAAAAAAAUGAACGCUUUAGCAGCAACAAAUCGUAACUUCAAGCUCGCAGCUCGUCUGUUGGGUUUAGACUCCAAACUCGAAAAGAGUCUCCUCAUUCCAUUUAGGGAAAUCAAGGUCGAGUGUACAAUACCAAAAGACGAUGGUAGUUUGGUGUCUUACGUCGGAUUCAGGGUUCAACAUGACAAUGCUCGUGGGCCAAUGAAAGGGGGAAUCAGAUACCACCCAGAGGUUGAUCCAGAUGAGGUUAACGCUUUAGCGCAACUGAUGACGUGGAAGACGGCGGUGGCGAAUAUUCCGUAUGGUGGUGCGAAAGGUGGAAUCGGAUGUAAUCCGGCGGAAUUGAGUAUUUCCGAAUUGGAAAGAUUAACUAGAGUUUUUACUCAAAAGAUUCAUGAUUUGAUUGGAAUCCACACCGAUGUUCCUGCUCCUGAUAUGGGAACUAAUCCCCAGACAAUGGCUUGGAUUUUAGAUGAAUACUCCAAAUUCCAUGGAUACUCCCCUGCUGUUGUUACUGGAAAACCUAUUGAUCUUGGUGGAUCAUUGGGUAGAGAUGCUGCAACUGGAAGAGGAGUACUUUUUGCAACAGAAGCCCUUCUUAAUGACCACGGAAUGAGUGUUUCCGGUCAACGGUUUGUCAUACAGGGAUUCGGAAACGUUGGUUCGUGGGCUGCUCAACUGAUUCACGAAGCGGGUGGAAAAGUUGUAGCAGUGAGUGAUAUAAGUGGAGCAAUACAUAACAAGAAUGGAAUUGACAUUCCAACCCUAAUGAAACAUGUCAAGGAACACAAAGGAGUAAAAGGCUUUGGUGGUGCAAAUGCAAUAGAUUCCAAUUCCAUUCUUGUUGAAGAUUGUGAUAUUCUCAUUCCAGCUGCCCUUGGUGGUGUAAUCAACAGGGAAAAUGCGAAUGAGAUUAAGGCGAAAUUCAUAAUUGAAGCAGCUAAUCAUCCUACUGAUCCUGAAGCCGAUGAGAUUUUAACAAAGAAAGGCGUUGUUAUCCUCCCUGAUAUAUUUGCAAAUUCAGGAGGUGUAACUGUUAGUUAUUUUGAAUGGGUUCAGAAUAUUCAAGGGUUUAUGUGGGAUGAAGCGAAAGUGAACACAGAGUUAAAGAAAUAUAUUGUGCAAGGUUUUAAAGAUGUGAAGGAGAUGUGUAAAACUCACAAUUGUGAUUUACGUAUGGGAGCUUUUACAUUGGGAGUCAAUCGUGUUGCAAGAGCUACUGUUCUUAGAGGUUGGGAAGCCUAAGAACCCAACCAAUCAAAAUAAAUAUGAAGCUCCACUUUAAUAAAACGAAUGUGGAAGGUUGAUUUUAACAUGUUUUAUGAUGUUUUCACAUGGGCCUUGAGUCCGGUAGUCUUUUUUU